AGCCACAUGGAAGAGUAUCUAGUUCAGAAAUCAUGGCCUUCGGAAUGCCCCGAUCCUUCCUGUAACCACAUUUCUAAGAAAGAGCAAGAUUAUCGCCGAUACCUUCAUGACAUGCACCAUUAUCACAAAGUAAUAUGUGUGGCAUCCAAGGAGGCUCACAAGAAAUGA
Molecule: messenger RNA, 168 nt
Organism: Aspergillus ochraceoroseus IBT 24754
Lineage: Eukaryota; Fungi; Ascomycota; Eurotiomycetes; Eurotiales; Aspergillaceae
Exons: 1
Source: RefSeq, a predicted model, not a curated record